Messenger RNA from Quercus robur (English oak), 952 nucleotides. Its product is annotated as probable E3 ubiquitin-protein ligase ATL44. The transcript has a single exon. Lineage: Eukaryota; Viridiplantae; Streptophyta; Magnoliopsida; Fagales; Fagaceae. Gene Ontology annotation, molecular function: ubiquitin protein ligase activity. Bases 93 to 584 code for a protein of 163 amino acids. Gene Ontology annotation, biological process: protein ubiquitination. The record is from RefSeq and is a predicted model, not a curated record.
GUUAAUAACUAUUUUGGAAAGAAGUGCAAGCUAUCUUAUGGUUUAUUUUCUUUCAACCUCUUCAACACCUAUUUCCCUCUCUCACAAUAAUCAUGGGGUUAGUCUGUAUUGCAAUGAAGAUACCAAAAUCCAUAAACACUAGAUUUUUACUAGGCAUGCUGGACCAUAUAAAGUUCAUUGUUAUGGUGGCACUCACACGUCUAGGUCUGCUCAAACCGCCGGAACAAGCAGCUGAGACUGAAGAACAUUCCACUAGUUAUGUUCUUGUAAUGGAUGGUUUAACUCCAUCACUAAUCGCAGUCGACAGUCUAAUGGGGUUGAUCAAGAAGAUGGUUCCUGUGAUAGAAUAUAGUGUUUUUGUUGAAAGACAUAGAGCAGUGACUGAUGAUGAAGACGUGGAUAUGGAAAUGGAAUGUUCUGUCUGCUUGAAUUGCGUGGAGAGAAGCCAUGAGAUCAGAGAGCUUUGUAAUUGCUACCAUGUGUUUCACAAGGAGUGCCUGGAUAGAUGGGUGGAUGAGGGUCAGGUGACCUGCCCUUUGUGCAGAACUCUACUGUUUCCAGCAAAGACAGAAAGGAUAAUUUAGAUGUUAUAAGAGAUAUCAAGGUAGCAUAUUUGUUUGGUUAGAAGUAUGAGACGGGAGCUAGUGGGUUCACAAAUCUCAUCUUCAGGCAUCAAUGAUUCUAUAUCACUUAUCUGAACUUUUUGAAUUGGCUCCAGAUUGUCAAAAGACAUGAUGAAUAUGAUGUGUAAAAAACAAAAAAUUAUGAAAAUCACCGUACACAAUUCUGAUUAUGAUGUGUAAGGAGUGUAUACUAUUUUGAGUGUGUAACAAUAUACUUUUCUAAAGUUACUAUGCUUCACAUUGUCUCUAGGGCAGUGAUUAUCACAAAUCUGUCCAGAUUCAUUGUCAUUGUUUUCGUUUGUUAUGGAUAUUUGUGUAAAAAUUGUGGA